Neocloeon triangulifer is the source of this 981-nucleotide messenger RNA. Its product is annotated as DET1- and DDB1-associated protein 1. Gene Ontology annotation, biological process: positive regulation of proteasomal ubiquitin-dependent protein catabolic process. The coding region runs from base 95 to 448 and encodes 117 amino acids. The record is from RefSeq and is a predicted model, not a curated record. The transcript has 4 exons. Lineage: Eukaryota; Metazoa; Arthropoda; Insecta; Ephemeroptera; Baetidae. Gene Ontology annotation, cellular component: Cul4-RING E3 ubiquitin ligase complex.
CCGCGCUUCUGUUUACCACGACAAACAAAAGAAAGACGGAGUAAAAGCUGAUUGCGUGAACGCGAGCAUUGACGUCUUUAGGAAUUAAACAAAAAUGUCAGCCUCUGACUUUCUGAAGGGCUUGCCAUCGUACAAUGAGAGCAAUUUCACCAAAUACCACAAUGACGGUGGCAUCAGGAGCAGUGCGAAGAGGCCCUCGGUGUACCUUCCCACUGUAGACCACCCCUCGGAUCAAAUCAUCGUGACGGAAAAGACAAACAUACUGCUUCGCUACCUACAUCAGCAAUGGGACAAAAAAAGCCAUCACAAAAAGCGAGAUCAUCUAAAUCUGGAGACAAUUGACGAGGCUGGCUCCAGAAAGAGGCCAAGAUUGGACAACGGAAGUGCCGGUUCUUCGAGCGCAAACCCGCCAGCUGCUGGCAAUUCAAGCAACGACGCCCGGCAAUAAAUCUUCAAAAGCCUAUGGUGUCAGUUCCAGAACAUUGGGGACCACAAUCGUUUGAGUUGCUUCGAUAUUAUUACCAAAAACCCUCAACGCAUCCUCCGCAUUAUUGAGCCUGGGCAUUGUGGUCCUUUUGCAAAACAAUCCGAUUCUCUCUCCCCACACUUGAGGAAUGUUGUUCGAUCGCAACAACAAGUACGUUGAAUUUGUUUUCUUAUGUAUCCGAUUUGAUCGUGCCAAUGUGGUUGCAUUUUCAUGGUUUAUCUCAUAAAGCUGCAUUUUGUUUUGUUUUGAUUGAAUUCAAAAAUUAAUUUCUAACCGACAUAAAUAUAAAAUUUCUUUUGGAGUUGCACAAAACGCAUCGUUCUCCGAUUAAAUUGGAGAGGAUUUUUAAAUUUAAUUGGUUCGGAAAAGUGAAAUUGACGGGAUUAAUUAUUUCCAGAGUCCAGCAUAUUGUUGAUUCUGAAUACUUUGUACGCAUUACUAAUAACUAUUUAUUGUAAAUACAUCAAAUAAUAUGCCAUCAUAAAACUUGAAAA